UUGAAGAUGUUUUAAUUGUAUUUACAUUUGCUAUAAAGCCAAGUACAGCUACGUCAUCAGCCAUUUUAGGCCAAAGAUGUUCUCUUCAAUCCUGAUAAAGAGCCACAAACCUGUUUCUCUGGAAAGAAAAAACAUGUUUUCCAUUUUAAAAAUCUACCACCACAACAAUUGCCAUUGAAAUCUGUACUAAAAGAUUUGUAGGCUGAAAUUGCUGCCCUAAGAAUUCCCAUUUACUGGGUUCAAGUUUCUUGGCUACUGACCCCUGAACAAGCAUGCAGAAAACCAAAGUCAAGUCUAAACUCUUGAUAUGCAUGCUUGUUCUGCCUCAAACUAUGGAAGCCAAUGGGUUAACAGCCUUUACCAGAAUAUUCAGGAGUGGGUGGCAGACUCUUGAGGUCCAAGCUUGUGGAAUGCUUGAUUUGUGCAUUUGCCAUCAUGGGUCAGAGAGUGUUUUGCCCCAAAGAAACAUUUGCCCAUGUUUAUAAGGUGCCUUGCCCUCUUAACUUUAAAGACAUAGUAAUCCUAGACCUCCACAAAAUGUAUUUCGAAUGCUAUGCAUAAUUUGUCAAAGUAAAAUUCAGGUUACCCAUAGCAACCAAGUAUGUUCCAUUAUCCCAGCAAGGGCAGGGACUGGGCCAUUUAGUGGGACUGGACUAUUUAGUGUGAAUAUAAAAUUACAUUUCUAUUGAGUCUGCAGCCAUCUUUGAUCUCUCUUAAAUGGAAAAUUUAAAACAUGGUUUCUUAAUACAUAGUUGAUUUGGACACUGUUGGAGGUAAACAUCCCUAGAAAAGUCAUUUUCUAUAACUUGCUCCUUGACUUUUUUUUACUUGCUGUAAAAAAAUAAGUUAAAAAAAAAAUGGAGUCGAUAGCUUGCUGUGGGUAAUGUCACCAGUUGAGAGAGCCCAUCAAUGACCCCCAUUCUCUUUUACCAUGGUAUAGCAUAAAAAGGGUUUAAGAUUUUUCAAGGUUGAUCAGAUCCAGUUCAAUAAAACCUCAGAUGCCCAUAUUUUAAAGUUUGAUUUCCAUUGUCAAUGACAUUUGAAAAUGUGUUUUCUUCAACAAGGUAGCAGAAGCCCACCACCCUCCGGCACAUUACAAUGGAACCUACCUUCACAACUGUUUACGCUGAGGAAAUCCCUGAACAAUAUCAAGUUAUCAAGAGGCUGGGUCAAGGUACUUUUGGUAAAGUCUUACUCAUCCAGGACAAGAACACAGGUAAACCAAUGGCUAUGAAAUUGGCAAGGAAGGACAGGAUCAAGCGGAAAGCCUUUCUAAAGGAACUCUCCAUGUCCAUCUCUCUGUCAAACCACCAAGGCAUUAUAACCACCUAUCCAAUUUUCAUUGAAACCAUGCGCCAUUAUCUCAUGACCCAGGAGCUGGCUAUAGCUGGAACCCUACAUGACCUCAUUGAGCCUCAGGUAGGAUUGCCAGAAGACAUGGUAAAGCGCUGUGCACUACAGCUGGCCUGGGCUCUGGAUUUUAUGCACAGUAGAGGAUUGGUGCACCGAGACCUUAAGCCAGACAAUGUCCUGCUCAUGGACAAAGAAUGCCACACAAUCAAAUUGUGCGACUUCGGCCUAACGGAGACCAUUGGCAGCAUUGUCACUAAAAUGUCCCACAUCAUCCCCUAUAUGUCACCAGAGCUGUGUGCUUUGAAAAAAAAUCAGUACUUGGUCACAACUCCAAGUCUAGAUUCCUGGGCUUUCGCAGUUCUUCUCUUCAUUGCUCUAACAGGAAACUUUCCCUGGAAAGAAGCUGUGCCGGAGGAUAUUAUGUACCAGGUCUACAAGUUCUGGCAGAAGAGUAACAAUCUCUUUCCUCCACCAGCUCUCUGGGGGAAGUUCACAAAAGAAGCCAUGAUAAUGUUCAACAAAUUCUUUUCUCAGGACCCCAUCUCUAGACCCUCUGUUUUUUCCAUCGUAAGCUUUACUCCCUAUCCUUGGAGAAUUCAAGAAUCCUACCAGGAGGCAGUGACAGAGGCGGAAGGUGGCAGUGAAGAAAUUGAAUUUGUUAUCAUACAGGAUCAGGAACCCACAGAGCAAGGUGGUGAAGACACUGGAGAAUUUGACUGUAUAAUCAUACAGGACCAGGAAUCUACAAUGGAAGGGGAAGGCAACCUUGAAAGGGUUCAUUUUGUGAUCAUACAGGAGCAGGAACUCCAUGCACUGUAUCCAGAAAUGGACCCAUGUGACCCUGGCCUGAUUGUUUUUUCAGAAAAUGAAACCUUGGUUUUAGGUUCAGAAGUUGAAAUUUCUUAGAAUCUUUGAACUUGUCUUCUGGGCACCGAAUACCAAAGGGGAGGAGUCUGGGACCCUGUGUGCUCUAUGGAUAUCAAUACGGUUUCCGAUUGGAUGUUACAAUUGAAACUACUACAUUUGCCAACAUUUUCAGGGCUUUACUGGUGUUGUGCAAAUAUUAGGUAAUGCUUUCCGUGGAAACUACAGCCAAAACGCACUUUAGUACAAAGGAUUAGAAUUACUGGCAGGCCCAGUGACCACCUCUCUGGAAGAGAGUGUUACAUUUUUUUAAUUUCUGCAUGCCUUUAAGUUAUUUAUUUUUUUAAACUUAAAUAAAAAAAAAU
Rana temporaria (common frog) is the source of this 2582-nucleotide messenger RNA. Its product is annotated as serine/threonine-protein kinase SBK1-like. Gene Ontology annotation, biological process: peptidyl-serine phosphorylation; peptidyl-threonine phosphorylation. The record is from RefSeq and is a predicted model, not a curated record. Lineage: Eukaryota; Metazoa; Chordata; Amphibia; Anura; Ranidae. The coding region runs from base 1099 to 2259 and encodes 386 amino acids. The transcript is spliced from 3 exons. Gene Ontology annotation, molecular function: ATP binding; protein serine/threonine kinase activity.